Messenger RNA from Ceraceosorus bombacis, 1603 nucleotides. NCBI's taxonomy places the organism in Eukaryota, Fungi, Basidiomycota, Exobasidiomycetes, Ceraceosorales, Ceraceosoraceae. The record is from the annotation of a GenBank genome assembly.
AUGGCUGAAGCAGGUCCUUCUAAUUACGCAGCUCGUCAGCAAGUGUUGCCCGAUGGUGCCGUCUCAGAGACAGAUGUGCAAGCCCCUACCGAUGCGCAAGCUGUCUCCGAAAGUGAUGGCAUGAUUGGAGCGGGUCUGAAUUUGCAGGAGCUGCAGCAGCCUCUCUCCAAAAAUGCGCGCAAGCGUCUGCUCAAGAUGGAGAGAUUUGAAGCUCAGAAAGCAGCGCGGCGAGCAAGAGACAAGGAAAAGAAAAAGGAGAAACAAGCUCGAAGAAGGGAAGAAUCGCGAUCAGAAUUGAGAAGUGGAGCAGACGUGGUUCGACAGAGACCGCCGCCGAAGAUUCGCAAACCUUUUGAUGCCGCUGUCUGCAUCGAUCUCGGCUUUGACGACCUCAUGACUGACAAGGCGAGUCGAGACGCUGCACAAUCUGCUGAUCAACGAUCAAGAGUAGAAAUGCUUAUGCAAAUGUCACUUCGUUGCGCAGGAGAUCACUUCCAUGAGCUCUCAGAUUGGCUUCGUGUAUGCCUCGAAUAAGAGCUCAGCCAGCCCAUUUCGCAGACUCGUGUUUAGCGGUCCAGGGCCUCAAAUCGCAAGUCAUUCCGACAAGUCUUCCUUCAACGAAAGCAGUGAUGCUGCUUUCUCCAAAAUGCAGGCGGAUGAGGAGAGCGUCAGGAGUAUAGUUCCUUUUGCAGAAAGUCCGACCGGCAAAAGGAUGACGAGCGCUUGGAAGUGGGAGCUUUGGAAGAAUAUCGAACGCGUGCCCCGAGGUGGUCUGGAGAGCUUGAUCGAUCACGAGCGAGACGCCACGAACGAGCUGAGUCCAGUUACAGCAGGACCCACAAAGGACGUCGCCAGCGAGAGGCGUCUCAACAAGGCGGAUAGUGCUGACUUGGCUGAUGCUGAUGCUGAUGCUUCUUUGGAAGCCGAGCCCACAAUCAAGGCUUUCCGAGCGCAAGACAUCAUCUACCUGACAGCGGAUGGUAGCGAAACAUUGACCGACCUUGAAGCUGGCAAGAUGUACGUGAUCGGUGGCUUGGUCGAUCGAAAUAGACAUAAAGUGAGUGCCCUGAAUGCUGCGUUCCAGGCCUCAAGCGCUUUCGAUCCUAAUUCCUUGCGGAAUGUUUCCUCCCAUCCUGCCUAGAACAUUUGUCUUGACAAGGCGAGAGCGUUGGGUGUGCGGGCUGCAAGGCUACCUAUCGACGAAGAGCACCUCGAUCAUCGCGCCUUGAACUCCAGGAAAGUUCUCACUGUCAAUCAAGUCUUUGACAUUCUUCUCGGCUGGUGAGUAGCAGUGCGAAACACGAUAGCACCCCACCAUGCCUUGCGCUGACCCAGCCACACUUUGUCCAGGGUGGAGACGCGCGACUGGGCAUCCGCACUAGAUCGAGGCGUACCGGGACGCAAGUUUGCCGAAGAGACAAAGAGUCAAAAACGAGCAAGGCUAGCUUCUGCUUCUUCCUCCACUGAUCAUGAGCGCGGAGCUAUCAUGCAACAGCUUUCUGCCCUCGAAAAUGAGCACGAAAUACCCGCAUUCCAAAAUGCCAGCGCUUCCGAGGGCCUAGACGAGGAUGAGCUUUACAAUUCGUCGAACGUCGACCGAUGA